AUGCGUACGCAGCUUUCCAUUACAGCAGCGCUGGCUACUGCAGCUUCACUCGCAGUUUCUGUGCGAAGCACUCUUCAUGAUCGACAUGUCGCCUUCGAUUGGGACACGGGCAAAGUUCGAGGUGUUAAUAUUGGUGGUUGGCUAGUCCUUGAGCCAUUCAUCACACCAUCGAUCUUCGAGCAACACAGCUCAGCCGAUUGGCCAGUCCACGAUGAAUGGACACUUUGCGAGAAGUUGGGCCAGAGUAGUUGUGCUGAUGUGUUGAAGCCGCAUUGGGACAACUUCGUCUCGUGGGAUGACUUUCGGAAGAUCAAGGAUGCUGGCUUCAACAUUGUUCGCAUACCAGUCGGUUAUUGGAGCUACGUGGAGCCCUGGGGCCCCUACACCGGAGGUGCAGCUCAGUAUCUUGACGCUGCAAUUGACUGGGCGAGAGCGACUGGUCUGAAGAUCAUCAUUGAUCUCCACGGCGCACCCAAGUCCCAGAACGGCUUCGAUCACAGCGGCCAUGCAGCAUAUUGGCCAGCCUGGGGCGACUCGGACAGUCUGAGCCAUACACAUGCUGCACUAAAGCAGAUUGAACAGAAAUACGCUACACCUGAGAUGCAAGACGUUGUGAUCGCGAUUCAGUUCCUCAACGAACCGUUCCUGCUCAAGCUCGAUCAGAAUGUGGUCAAACAAUUCUAUCACGAUGCAUACUACAACUUACGGGAUAUCAGCGAUACACCUGCUAUACUACAUGAUGGCUUUGAGAACCCGUCUUGGCUAAACGGUUUUCUGACCAAGCAAGACAACGAUGCGCGCAACGUUGUUGUAGAUCACCACGAGUAUCAGAUCUUCGACUCUGGGUUGAACGCCAUGUCUGUCGACCAACACGUGGCUCUUGCCUGUAACUCUGUCAGCAACUACGACAGCUCAGACAAAUGGACAAUCGUGGGUGAAUGGUCCGGCGCCUUCACCGAUUGCGCUCCCCACCUCAACGGCUUCAACUACGGCUCCCGCAUGGAGGGUAGCUUCCCUGGGUCUUACUGGAUCGGCUCUUGUGCCGGCAAAUCCGGCCCUGUGUCUACAUGGUCUCAGGACUGGAAGGAUAGUGUGCGUCGCUAUAUUGAGGUUCAACUCGAUGCGUAUGAAGCCACGACAAGGGGUUGGAUCUUCUGGAAUUUCAAGACUGAGGGUGGUGCAGGAGAGUGGGAUUUGUUUCAGCUGUUGGACGGCGGUGUCUUUCCGCAGCCGUUGUGCGAUAGACGAUUUGGAAAGGCUUGUGAUAAUCUUUGA
Molecule: messenger RNA, 1275 nt
Organism: Alternaria alternata
Lineage: Eukaryota; Fungi; Ascomycota; Dothideomycetes; Pleosporales; Pleosporaceae
Product: glycoside hydrolase
Exons: 4
Coding region: 1-1275 (424 amino acids)
Biological process (GO): glucan catabolic process
Cellular component (GO): extracellular region; cell surface
Molecular function (GO): glucan exo-1,3-beta-glucosidase activity
Source: RefSeq, a predicted model, not a curated record